Schistosoma intercalatum is the source of this 2448-nucleotide messenger RNA. The record is from the annotation of a GenBank genome assembly. Lineage: Eukaryota; Metazoa; Platyhelminthes; Trematoda; Strigeidida; Schistosomatidae.
AUGGAAGUUGAUAUAUCAAAUAACCCCUUACAUGAAACAAAUAUGGACACUACUUCUGAAUGGGAAAGCGCUAUUCCAAAAGAUGAUGAAAAACAUAAAAAUCAAAUUGUGAGUACUGAAGAGUUAGUUACUACCACCUGUAGUGAUGACAGUGCUCCUCUCGAAAGGGAAACUUGCACAGAUUCUGAAUCCAUUUCAAUAGAUGUAAAGAAACUAGACGAGAACACUUCAACUACACCGAAUAUAUAUUGUCCUCCAAGUUGGGCUUUAAAUUGUCCUCCAUCUUUAGAUUAUAAAUUAGAAGUUAUUAAAAAUGGUUUACAACUUUCAGAGAGUACAGUUUAUUUAUCAUCUCCUUCAGAUACAAAUUUGCAAUCUUCAUGUGAUGAUGGUUUAAGUUAUUGUUUAUUUGGUCGUCAACCUCAAUCAUAUUAUACACAAUCGAAUAAUAUGAAUGGACAAUGUUCAGUACUUGCUCAUCCUUCAAUAAGUCGACUGCAUGCUGUAUUACAGUAUGGUAAACCACCGCAUGCUGUGGGUCAUGUAUCAGAAAAUGAAAAAGACACCACUGGAUGGUAUUUGAAAGAUUUAGAAAGUACUCAUGGUACUUUUGUUAAUAAGCGACGUCUACCCCCAGGAAGAUAUGUUCGUAUUCGUGUUGGUUAUGUUUUACGAUUUGGUGGUAGUACACGUUUGCAUAUUCUUCAAGGACCUGAAGAAGACACUGAACAACAAACUUCACAUUCUUGGUUCGAUUUGAAGAAAUCUCAUGAAGAGUAUAAGAUGAAUCUUAAAAUGGAACGCAAUAUUUCAUCAAUACAGAAUUCAAAUACUGUCAAGCUUGAAUGUAACUGGGGGAUGUCGUUAGAAGAUCCUGUCUCUGAACCAAUUCCAACUUUAUUACAAUCUGGAACUUGUUUAAAUCAUGAAAAAUUAUAUCGUGAUGAUCCUAAGCGGGCAUUGAAUGCAUAUUUUGAACGAGAAGGGAUUGAUCCUGUUCCACAGUAUGAAUUUGUUGAAGCACCAUUUGGCAAACAACAUUGUCGAAUCGAGUUGCCAUUGAGUUCAGGUACCGUGACCGCAGAAGCUCUUGUUUCCGGUAAACGAAAAGAAGCUGUUGUUGCUUGUGCUUUGGAAGCAUGUCAACUUUUAGAUCGUUUGGGUGAAUUUGACCCAGAUAAAGAUCGUUCCACCGCUUCUAAAUACGCUCGAUCACGAGCUUAUUGGGAAGAUCGUGACUAUUAUUCAUCUGAUGAAGAUACAUAUGUUGAUCGAACUGGAGCUGUGGAGAGAAAACGUUUAAAUCGUAUGCGUCAAUUAGGUGUGAAUGAUAAUGAUGGAAUUAAAACAACAGACGAACUAUUGAACAAUGAUAAUGCUAAACUUCAUCUUAAAAAUGAAAAACGAAUAUCUCAAAAUGCAAACAUGAUUACUAUGCUUUCAGAGUUAGAAAAAAUUGGUGAAGAGAUUGUUUCAAUCGAAGAAGAAUUAGAAGCUAUCAAUAAAGAGUUUUCACCUAAAGAAGCUAAUCCAUCACAACUUGACGAGUUAGAGGCCUAUAUGAAUGCACUUAAAACAAACUCAUCUAAAUGUGCACAACGUUCUAAAUUAAAAGCACGUCUAAUUUCAUUACGUCAAACUGAACUGCAACUUUUUCAUCGUGCUGGACUUUCAAGAGUAGGCAAAACUGUGAAACAACUUAGCAAUAAACAAAAUAACAAUUCUGAAUAUAUUUCAUCAUCCGAUGCUGCAGCCGCCGUUCGAGCAGCUCGACAAAAAUUAAAUAAUGAUGCUGGUGAACAACAAAGUGAAAAUGAUCAACUAAAUGCUGUUACAUCUGAGCAAAAAAUUAAAAAUAUUCGAGCUGAUAGAAAUGCAUUAAAAAGAAGUCUACAAAAUCAUGCCAGAACACUUUAUGUAUCUCAGAAGAAAAUUGAAAUAGAUAGACCAUUUGAAGUGGAAAAUGAUGACGAUGGUGACACCAAUGUAAAUGAUAUUGGUGACAAAGAAGAAACAAAACAAAUGGAGAUGAGUGUAGACAAUGAAGAGAAUAACGUUGAUACCGCUAUUUCUGUUCCUCAAUACAAAUCGAGCAAAUAUCCAGAUUCUAGUUGUCAAUCAACGUUUCCCCUUAUUUCUACUACUGCUACCAUGAAUAUUGUAAAUAAUAAUGACAAUCUUAUUGACGAUUCCAGUACAACUAUAAGUAAUGAACAAGGUGUGGAAGAAAACUCAACUGAAAUUAAAUUAUAUGUCGAUAAAAAUCAACAACCUUCCAAGGUGUUGGGACCAACUUUGCCUCCGUCUCAAUCUCAAAAACCUCUUGAGGUCAAUAAGAGGACAAAAAAUUAUCCAGAAAAUGAUUCUGACGAUUAUGUGGAAUGGUUUCCUCCAUCAGACCAAAGUGGAGAUGGUAUCACUUCUCUUAAUGCUAAAUAUGGAUAUUAA